Manihot esculenta (cassava) is the source of this 1578-nucleotide messenger RNA. RefSeq names its product E3 ubiquitin-protein ligase UPL5-like. Lineage: Eukaryota; Viridiplantae; Streptophyta; Magnoliopsida; Malpighiales; Euphorbiaceae. The record is from RefSeq and is a predicted model, not a curated record. The transcript has a single exon. Gene Ontology annotation, molecular function: protein binding. The coding region runs from base 1 to 1578 and encodes 525 amino acids.
AUGGAACCUAAACCUGUCAAAUUAUUCGUGAAGGUGAUGAAUUCGGAAGAUCCAACGAUAGAAAUCCAUGCAGAUUCUGAUGAUUCAAUAAAGUCUAUCCAUGAGAAAAUUCUAGUGGCAGCUAGAAUCCCAGUUACAGAGCAGAAAUUAUUCCAUAAUGGGAAGCAACUAGAUCAGUGUCUUCACACACUCGAAGACUGCUCAAUUGAAAACGAAGCUUCGCUGGAGUUGAAGGUAGAACUCAGGUGGGACGACUCGGACGAAUCAUCAGCACUUCUCCAAAAGAUUCACAAAAUGAGUUCAAACUUUUGCCGCAUGUGCCAAGGGGAAUCUGUCUCCGAAGAUCAAGAUGUCUCGGAUCAUGAUUACAGGACCAUUCUCGAGGCGUUUAUACUCCCAGAAGAAAAGGAUUUGGAGAUUCUUAAUUUGUAUUCUGUCCCUGCGACUAUGGUUAUGCUUUAUAAGUCACCAAUUGAAGGUAACAAAGACUAUGCUGAUUUUUUAAUAAGGUUUUCCAUGGAUCUCUUACUGAUGAGUGCAGAUAAGUUUCUUGGUGAUGAAAAAGCACCUUUAGUGUUAGAAUUUUGUAAUUUGCUUAGGGAGGUAUCUAAUGAAGAUCCUCUGUAUCAGUCAUGCCGGACUACUCUAAGAAAAUUGCUGGAAAUAGGUAAUUAUGAGAUGCAUCUCAAUAAUGGGUUACGCACAAUGCUCCAAAUUUUAGAUUUUUUUAAAGAGUCGUUAGUAGCCCUAUUACAUGGAUUGGGCGAGACCACCUACCCAACCGCACACAUUCAGUCUUUGCAAAUUCAAUUUCGUGACUUCCGGACAUUCUCACGCGCAUUAUGUCAAGCAAUUGAUGGUCAGGCGGAAGCCGAUGAAGAUGGUGAGGUUGAUAAUGAGGAUGAUGAGACAGACGAAGAUGGUGAGGUUGAUAAUGAGGAUGAUGAGACAGACGAAGAUGAUGAGGUUAAUAAUGAGGAUGAUGAGCAUAAGGUUGAUAAUGAGAAUGAUAAGCAAAGGAAUGGUGAAAAGUUUAUAGUUCUGUACUCGAUUACAACCAUUGAAGUUGGAUUUGGACGAGUAAUGAAAAAAAUGGAGGUGCAUCUUAGUCGUCUGCCGCUUAUAUUACGAGUAUUGAAAUACACUGAUGAUUCGGUAUGUAUUGAUGCUAUGCGUUCAAUUUCAUUAUUGUAUCUCGCCAUUCUGAAUGAAUUGAACAGCAUGUCUCAGCUUGUGGAAGGUGCCAAAGAUGAAUUUCGGCAGGUAUUAGAGGAUCAUAAGAAUUCACUACAACUAAUGAUUAAAACCAUUACAAGGAAAGACGAUUAUGAUUGGCUUCUCGAGCACAGUGCUGUGCUUGAUUCUGAAUCCAUGAUACAUUUACUCAUGAUGAAGAUGAUCCCUGAGGAAAAAUUACGCGACGAAGAGCUCUAUAAUCCUCUUAUUCGCUGGUCUAAAAAUCUAGACGUAAAGCUGUAUAAGAAAUUCAAAAAGAAGGAUCUUACAGAUUCUCAAGUAUUGCAGGAUUGGUUAUGCAAGUUGUGCCAAAUUCUAUUCAAACCACAAAAUCUUCUUUAA